CUUCAGGUCGAACUUGGCUGCACGAGCGGGUCUCUGGACAUAACCUAUGUCGUUUCGCUCUACCCUUUAAGCAUGGCCACGGCGGUUGUAGUAAAGAACAAUGGCCGGAAACCGGUGACCCUUAAACCGGGUAUUCUGAGUUACUUGCAAUUCAAGAAACGAAGCGGGUCAGGCAUUCAGGGUCUGAAAGGGUGCCCUUACUGUCCGAAUCCUCCAUUGUCGUCGCCUUUCGAGCUCUUGUCACCUUCCGAGGCAAUGAAAAGUGAAUCUUCCGGCUGGUUUGGGUCAGAAGAAGGCGAGAAACCCGGGAUUUGGAAGGUACAAGAUGACGUGAUUACGGUUUUGGAGAAGAAGAUGAGCAGAGUGUACGGCGCUCCUCCUGAGGAGAGAUUAAAGGCUGUAUAUAAUACUCCUCCGUCUAAGUACGAAACCCUUGACCAGGGGAGAGGACUGUUCUUCAGGAUGAUAAGGAUAGGGUUUGAAGAUAUGUAUGUAGGGAGCCCCGGGUCGAUGUGUGAGAAGUUCGGGAAGCGAGAUUACUUUGUC
Molecule: messenger RNA, 546 nt
Organism: Tarenaya hassleriana
Lineage: Eukaryota; Viridiplantae; Streptophyta; Magnoliopsida; Brassicales; Cleomaceae
Product: photosynthetic NDH subunit of subcomplex B 2, chloroplastic-like
Exons: 3
Molecular function (GO): carbohydrate binding
Source: RefSeq, a predicted model, not a curated record